GUUGAACGUGCUAAUUCACGCCAAGUUGUGCCUUUUCCGGGACUGACGGAAAAGCCGGAUUGUGUAAACAAAAACACAAGAAUCAGGGAUUUAAAGAGAAACGUUCUGUUCUGGAGGAGACUCGUAGAAAACCAGUGGAAAAUAGUUUUGAUGCAUCAAGAGCUGCUUGUCUGCUGCCAUGAGUAACACCCACCCUCUCCGUCCCUACACAUCUGUGUCAGAUAUUGACCAUGUACAUAUCCUUUCAGAGGAUAUAGGAGCCCUAAUUCAAGGAGAGGAGUACAGCGAUGUCACCUUUAUUGUGGAGAAGAAACGAUUCCCUGUGCACAAGGUUAUCCUUGCUGCUCGAUGCCAUUACUUCAGAGCUUUACUGUAUGGUGGCAUGAAGGAAUCUCAGCCACUUGCCGAGAUCCCACUGGAUGACACUACUGCAGAAGCUUUUGCCAUGCUGUUACAAUACAUAUAUACUGGUCGAGUCUCUUUAAGUAGUGUACGAGAAGAAGUGUUGCUUGAUUUCUUGAGUCUUGCACAUCGUUAUGGCUUCCAGCAACUGGAGGACUCCACCUCAGAGUACCUUCGUACUAUCCUAAACACACACAAUGUUUGCCUUAUCUUUGAUGUGGCCAGCCUUUACUCACUACUCAAGCUAAGUAACACCUGUUGUACAUACAUGGACCGCAAUGCACCUGAUGUACUUGCCAGUGAAGGAUUUCUUUCUCUUUCUCAGACUGCUUUGCUGACCAUAGUUAAAAGAGAUUCUUUUGCUGCCCCGGAAAAGGAAAUCUUUCAAGCUUUAUGUAGAUGGUGCUGCCAUAACUCACCUGAAGACCCCUCUGACAUAAUGGGGGCAGUUCGGUUACCUCUUAUGAGUCUCACAGAACUGUUAAAUGUAGUACGUCCUUCGGGUCUGCUGUCUCCUGACGCCCUGCUUGAUGCCAUAAAAACACGAUCUGAAAGCAGAGAUAUGGACCUCAACUACAGAGGAAUGAUGAUCCCUGAGGAGAACAUUGCAACUAUGAAGUAUGGGGCACAAGUUGUUAAAGGUGAGCUAAAAUCUGCCCUUCUUGAUGGAGACACACAAAACUAUGAUCUGGACCAUGGAUUUACUCGACAUCCCAUUGAAGAUGACUGUCGUUCUGGAAUUGAGGUUAAGUUGGGACAGCCGUUUAUCAUUAACCACAUUCGCCUUCUGCUUUGGGACAGAGAUUCCCGGUCUUAUUCUUACUACAUCGAAGUGUCCAUGGAUGAAUUGGACUGGGUACGUGUGGUGAAUCAUUCAAAAUAUUUGUGCCGUUCCUGGCAGAAUCUCUACUUCUCACCUCGUGUCUGCAGGUACAUCCGCAUUGUGGGUACACACAACACAGUAAAUAAAGUAUUUCAUGUUGUGGCAUUAGAAUGUAUGUUCACAAACCGUUCAUUCACACUGGAAAGAGGAUUGAUAGUUCCUACUGAGAAUGUUGCUACAAUCUCCUCAUGUGCCAGCGUUAUUGAGGGUGUCAGCAGAAGUCGCAAUGCUCUGCUGAAUGGAGACACCAAAAACUAUGACUGGGACUCUGGCUACACCUGCCACCAACUAGGCAGUGGAGCAAUAGUGGUACAGCUUGCUCAACCCUACAUGAUUGGAUCAAUGAGGUUGUUACUUUGGGACUGUGAUGACCGGAGUUACAGUUACUACAUAGAGGUCUCGACAAAUCAGCAACAAUGGACGAAAGUUGUGGACCGCACAAAGGUCAACUGCAGAUCAUGGCAGACCUUAACGUUUGAAAGACAGCCUUCUUCAUUCAUCAGGAUAGUGGGGACUCUUAAUACUGCCAAUGAGGUUUUCCACUGUGUACACUUUGAGUGCCCUGCCCAAGUAGAAUGUGAAUUAAAAGAGGGUAGUCCAGUAGAUCCUAACCAUGAUGGUACAGACUUGUGUGCAAGUUCUCAGCAGCAUUUUCGGCCAGCGCGUCCUUCCAGAACACAAAGUCUUCAACCACCUGCACCGUCCACUACAGGCUCUGCCUCUUGUACCUCAAGGCCUCACUCUCAUCACUGAAAACAGGAUGGUGAUGCCACAGACUCCGGGAGACUGAAGUCACUAAUGCAAUAAAGAAGUUAAACCAGCACAUUCAUCAGUCACCCAUGUGAGGCAGACAUCUUAGAAAAUGUAGCCUCUUCAUCUGUACACUCAUUCAUUUUCUGCAUUGUCAUUGUUGCUCAUCAUUUAUCCAGAUGAUGUAAUUUUUCCUCCCAAUUCUUUUAUGGUUACCCCCCCAAAAAAGGAGUUUCAACCUACAUAGCUUUUUGGUGCAGGUACAGGACAGUCUUCCUGCUGCAUCCAGCCUGUGCUCUUGACUUACUGCAGUUUUUGAAGUAAGGCAGAUGACCAAGAAUGAGAAGGUAUGCCACGGCUGUCCAUGUUGACUACAUGAAGAAAACAAUGGGCUAGAUUUGUGUUUACAUCAUACCCGGAAGGAGUGCUGCACUAAUCAGAACAUGAACCCAAUUGCUUUUUUACCUUGUUGUAAAAGGCUCACAGAUAAGAUUUUUUUGUCCCCUAGCCAUUGCUAACUGCUCACAGUGCUGAUGGGUAUACCUAAAAUGGACUGAGCACCUAAAUAACAUAUUACUACAUAAUUUAUGUCUCUCCAGAAAUUGAUCAACUAGCUGAUGUUCAAAAUGUCUGUUGUACCUGCCAUUUUAUACGUAUGUUCUAGUGAAGCAGCAGACAUUUAGUGCAUAUGUGCCAAUUUCUCUCAAGCUAAAAGCGAUGUAGGUGUAUAUUAUAGGCAGACUCACUUACAGCUGAUAAUCGGAGUGCACAGUAACUGCUGCUUUACUACACAAGUAGCUCAUUCCUCCAUGAUUUCAAAUCUGCCUUCAUGAAACAAUUCCACUAAAUCAUUACCCUUGGGAUUAUGUUAAAGAGUACAGGAGAUUUCUUUAUGCUGAGCUAUCCUGCUGUGACAGAGGAUAUACAUUUUAUUUGUCCCCACUAGAUCCUUGGCUGCAAAUGGUGGAGUCAUACACCUCUAAAGCAGUAAGCCUUCAAACUGAUAAAAAAAAAAAUCUGCUCAGACUGCAAAGCAGGGCCAUUAAUUUCCCUUGGCAGAAGAGUCGACGAGUAAAACAAGCACACUAGUCCUUGGAGAAAGUGACAAAAUAUAGAGCAACCUACUACUUGAGGACACUUAAUGUGCAGCUGUUAAAUUAAAAUGAUUUCAUGUCAUUUCCAUAGUUUAGGUAAUUUUGGACCUUCCUUUGAGGGUGUGGGUAUUUCAAAGUGGUUUCACAGCUGCUUUAUAAUUUUUAGUUACUAGCUACUUGCAACUAAGGUCAAAGUUCCGAAACCUUUAACUUUUGGUAAGUAGUUUUGAAAUGGCCCAGUUUCCCCUAAUUCUUCCUCCCUCUUCUCCCUUUACUGUGUGAAAAUAGUAUCAGAACACACUUUUUUUGUCUUUAGUGGUGGACAUUGCGCCUUUUAUCAUCUGAACCCAUGAGCUGCAUGUCUACAUCUUGAUUAAUUCACCACACUUUCGUUCAGUUAAUAAAAGCCUUACUGCAAAUCUUCUGUGUUUUAGUCAUAAAGUAGGUAUUUGGAAGCCAGGCACUGGGGUGAAACAUAAUUGAACCUAACACGGGAGGGCAUUAAUCAAAUGCAAUAAAGCAAUCAAUAGACAAUUAAAAACAAAGGUUUUGCGCUUUCUCUUAUGCACUGUAUGCUGUCAAGGACAGCAGCAGGAUUUUCAGGCAGCUAAAGGAGGACAUUUGCAUGGUGCUGAAUCCAAAUAACGGUCACUUACUAUAGAUUCAUUUGACUAGGUCUUAAAGUGCUGCUAUGAAUCUGCAUUGUACCCAGUGCCAGUAAUAUGUGUUUAAUUUAAAAAUAAAAAAGGGCAGCCUUUGUUGUUGGUUGACUAUGCAUGGGGCUGUAUUUAAGUUGUGCAAUAUUUAGCUUGGAAUUUGUUGUUAGUUCUGAGGAGGGUAUCUACAUGGAAUAAAAAGCAGAAGCAGUUAUUAAAUGAAAGGUACCUAACUCCUCUAAAAAUCUUUUAAGGUUAUGGCUGUACUGCAAGUGAUUCCAUCUACUUCUGCCGAAGCAGAGAUAUCAUGCUUCAGAAUGUCUGAAUCAGUUACUACAGCAAUUCUUAAGCUUUUUUUUUUUUGUCCCAUGUGAAGUGGUUUGCAAUGAGAUGAUAAAAUAAGAAUAUGCAUUUGUCGGUGAAAUUUAAAUUUGCACAUACAUUGUAGGAAUUCUUGGUUUUGCAAAGCAUUUAUGAUCGAUGGAACCUAAUCACUUCUAUAGAAAAGCUGGUGGUCUUUUAUAAUAUAAGCUUUGGAUAGCUACAUGUAUAUAUUUGUUUCCAUUAUGUUAGCUUCAUUGGUUGUCUUUCAUCAUUUUAUACAAGUUUGCUCCUUGAAAACAGAAUACAGGAUUCACCAUAUCUUUGUGAUCUUUGUUUCCAGAGUCUUUCACAUUUCCUACAUCUUUUUGAAAACAGUGCCGCCUUUGAAGUAACAUUCUUGCUGUAUUUGUUCAGAUACUGUACUGACAUGAGAGGGUCACACUACUCUUGUUUUCUGUGUAAUUGAAAUUGUGUUAGAUGGAGUGGUCCAUCAUUUAUUUAAAUAUAAAAACAGUUGUGCAUCUUGUUGGAUGGCUUCAGUUUGAUUUUAUGCUUCCUGAACAGAAAAGGCUGACUGGGCCAGAAGUAACAUCGCAGUGCAGUACCGCAAACCUCCCACUCGAAAACAAAAAGAAAGAAAAUUCAGUACAGAAUAUUUCUUCUGUACUUCAUUAUAAUACUUUGUCUCUGUUCAAGCUCAGAUAAGAGGGCUAUCAUUGCUAAAGGACUGCUUAAUAACGCAGGGUUUCUGCAUCACAGAUUAUGAAGUAUUGAGCUGCGUUCUGACCCACUUCUGUUAUAAUGUCUAAUUUACUGUCAGCCAGCAGUGUUAGAGAAGGUUGGCCUGUUUACUGUAAACACAUUGUGUGUUCAGAAGCCUCAACAUCUAAUGCUAGAGAACUGAGAAUUAGCACACAGGUCACAAAGAUGAAUGUUUAUACAGAUCCACUUCUGUAUUUAGACUCUUUGCCAUUUUCUUUUAUUUUCCUUGUCUAUAGAAUUACUGCUGUACAUCUUCACAAGCACAGGUGCAGCUUUUCAAGGUUGCAGCUGUGCUCAUUUGUGAAAUAUUGAAAUUAUUAUUUAAGAGGUUGUUAUGGGUCAUGAAGAAAAAAAUAGCACUUUCCUAAGAUUUAAACAGAGGUAUUUAAUAAAAUGUACCAUAUAUUAAUAAAAUGUUAAAUUUGA
This is a messenger RNA of Erpetoichthys calabaricus (reedfish), 5297 nucleotides long. RefSeq names its product BTB (POZ) domain containing 9 (gene btbd9). NCBI's taxonomy places the organism in Eukaryota, Metazoa, Chordata, Cladistia, Polypteriformes, Polypteridae. Bases 179 to 2038 code for a protein of 619 amino acids. The record is from RefSeq and is a predicted model, not a curated record. Gene Ontology annotation, molecular function: protein binding. The transcript has 11 exons. Gene Ontology annotation, biological process: adult locomotory behavior; modulation of chemical synaptic transmission; circadian behavior.